This is a messenger RNA of Macrobrachium nipponense, 1161 nucleotides long. RefSeq lists its product as uncharacterized. The transcript has a single exon. Lineage: Eukaryota; Metazoa; Arthropoda; Malacostraca; Decapoda; Palaemonidae. The coding region runs from base 1 to 1161 and encodes 386 amino acids. The record is from RefSeq and is a predicted model, not a curated record. Gene Ontology annotation, molecular function: protein binding.
AUGGACGCUCAGGAGGAGAACCUUUUCCUUCUGGAUGAAAUCGAUGACGUUAAUUUAAACGAAGCGGCUCUGAUCUCCACGAACCAAGAUUUGCUGGACCAGUUGAUGGAAGAGAAGCAUAACGUUGAAAAGCUUCGUAAAGAUCGCGACUCUGCUGAAGAGGAGAAUGAAACCUUGAAGAAGAAGCUUGCAGAGUUGGAGGAGUCAUUACUCCAGAAUGGAAAAGAAAUAGAAAAUCUACACGAGCAUCUCGCAGGUAAAGAGAGAGAAUGCGAGAAGAACCGAGAAAAAGUGUUAGAACUGCAGAAACAGGCAGAGGACAACGAUUUCUACUGUGGGUACCUAGAGGAGAAGGUAAAGGCCCACGAAGUCGAAAGAAAGAGACUGAACCAGGUGGCCACAGAACUCAAGGAGAGAUUGCGAGUCUCACAGCGAGAACCUGUCUCUGUUCUCACAAGAAAUCGUGAGCUAGAGAAAAAUUACAGCCAUGAGACGCAGGAGAAACAAGGUGUGGAGAAGGUCCAUAUCAAUGAAGCAAGAGUUCAGUCGCUUCCAGAAAGGUAUAAAACUGAAAAGAAUAAGGAUAAUGCUUUGGUUGAAGAAGCCAAGACGAAAGGAAACAUUCUUUACAAGCUUGGACGGCUGGAAGAAGCGAGUGAAUGUUUCCUCAGACUACUGGAUAUGGGCGACGACCUAGCAGACUACAGGCUCAGACUGGGAUUGUGUCUCUUGUUGCUUGGAAGACACAGUGAAGCUAUGGUCCAGCUGAAGGAAUUAGAUGGUCGAAAUGAUUUGGUUGCAGCUGCCAAAGCCCUGCAAAGGAUGCAACGUUAUGGGUGCCCUUACUACAUCCUAGGAAUUGCAGAGACAGCUGAUUUGAAGGAAAUAGACUGGGCCUACAGGAAGCGGGCGCUCAAGUUCGACCCUCAUAGGUGCCAAGGGUCUCAAAAAGAGCAACAGCAUAGGAAGGAAAUCAUGCAGAAGGUGAACUUUGCCAACGAUCUUCUGCAUGAUUCUAAAGAAAGAGGAGAAUACGACGCUGUCAGGGAGUUCAUCAAGGCCCUGGCAGCUGAAGUUUUCCAAGAUCCUCCAGAGACAAAGAGGAAGAAGAAGAAGAAACCUGGAAGGACAACAAAGAGGACGAACACCAAAGGAAACUAG